GCGGAAGUGCGCCGCGCCUCUCCCCCGGAAGUGAUUCUCUUUCCGGAAGUCGCGCCUUCCGCCGCUUGGUCUCUUUCCGCCGCCAUCUUGGGCUCCGCUUCCCGUACAAAAUGCCUGGCGAAGCUACAGAAACCGUCCCGGCCACAGAGCAGGAGCUGCCGCAGCCACAGGCCGAGACAGUUCCAGCUGCCCUCCCUCCUGCAGCCCCUGCUGCCACUUCUCCUGCCGCAGCGCCAGCUGUUCUUCCUGCCGCUCAUUCCCUGCCUCUGACUCCAGCCCUGGGCCCAGCUGCCCAGGCUGUUCCCACGGAGCCGCCCAGCUCUGCCCCAGCCAUGCCCCCAGCCCCUCUCUCCCCUGCUGUGGUCCCAGCUGCAGCAAUUCCUGUCUUCUCUGCCCCUCCCCAGCCCUCUGCCGCAGCUCUGCCCCUCCCAGUUACUUCUUCCCCUCCUCCAGCUCCAGUUCCACCAUCCCCAACUGGUUUUGCUGCCCAAGGUUCUCCAGGGCCUGCUGCUGUCCCAGUCAGCCCAGUGUCUCCAGGACUCCCAGUCCCAACGUCUCCAGUUCUGGCUGCUCUUCCUGCUGCAGGACAGGCAGCCCCCCCGGCAGCCCCCCCAUCUCCAGCGAGUCUCGGCUGUCUCCCAGCUGCUCUUACGCCUCCUGUGAAAGUCUCUACUCCUCCCAGCCCCGCAGGAGCCACAGCGGCUCCUCACCCUGCGCCUCCCAGGAGCCCCGGGGCAGCCCCAGCUGCUCUGCCACCUCCCCUGGCAGCAGCCCCUGCAGGUGCUGCAGCUCUUCCCCAGAGCCCCCCUGCGAUGCCAGUGCACCCUGCUGCACCUCUGCCCCCUCCAGGUGCCCCGCUGAGCCCAGCCCUGGCAGCCACCAUCUCCCCACCCAUCUUCCUGUCUGCCCCCAUGGCGCUGGCCCCUCUGCUGCCAGGUGGCACAGUGCCCUGCAGCGCUGCUGCUCCCCUGCGGGGCCCUGUGUCUGGGACUCCCAUCUGCCCGCUGGCUCCAGCUGCUCCUCCCGGGACCCUGACCUGUCCUGUGGGCCCUGCCCUGGCAGCCCCUGGCUCCCCUGCAGGUCCCCAUUCUGUGGCCAGGCCCCCCCCUGGGAGCCCAGUUCCUGUGUCAGCCUCUGUCCUGCUCAGCCCAUCCCCAGCAGCUGCCUUGUCCCCCUCAGGGCCGCCACCAGCAGCAGCAGCAGCUCCAGUUAAAGCAGCUCCAGCGACCCCUGUCUCACUGCCAGCUGCUGUGACUGCUGCUCCUGCCAGUCCCCUGCCUGUCACAUCAGCGAUGGCAGCUCCAGCCACCCCUCCUACGGCCAAAGGAGCACCCCAGAGCCCACUGCCUGCUCCACUGACUCCCUCUGCCCCUGCUGCACCAGCUCCUGUGGUUCCUCCAGCCUCUGCUGCCACCAAAGCAGCAGCCCACAGCCCAGUCACCAGCCCGUCUGCCUCUGCUGCUGUGGUUUCUGCAGCUACCCCUGGUGCCACCAAAGCAGCUCCCCAGAGCCCUGCUGCUGCCCCCUCUGCUCCUGCUGCGGUGGUUCCUUCAGCUUCCCAAGCUGCAGCUGCCCCUGCUGCCACCAAAGCAGCUCCCCAGAGUCCUGCUGCCACUCCAGCUCCUACAGCUGCCCCUGCUGCCACCAAAGCAGCUCCCCAGAGCCCUUCUGCUGCCACUCCAGCUCCUGCAGCUGCCCCUGCUGCCACCAAAGCAGCUCCCCAGAGUCCUUCUGCUGCCACUCCAGCUCCUACAGCUGCCCCUGCUGCCACCAAAGCAGCUCCCCAGAGUCCUGCUGCCACUCCAGCUCCUACAGCUGCCCCUGCUGCCACCAAAGCAGCUCCCCGGAGUCCUGCUGCCACUCCAGCUCCUGCAGCUGCCCCUGCUGCCACCAAAGCAGCUCCCCAGAGCCCAGUCAUUAUGCCCUCUGUCUCUGCUGCUGCAGUUCCUGCAGCUCCCCAAGCUGCAGCUGCCCCUGCUGCCAACAAAGUGGCUUCCCAGAGCCCUGUUACUGCUGCACCAGCUCCUGCAGUUCCUCCAGCUGCCCCCUCUGCAGCCAAAGCAGCUCCUGGGAGCCCAGCUGCUGCCCCCUCUGUCCCUGCCAGCUCCCCACCCGUCCCACCUGUGCUGGCCGCUCCAGCUGCACCCCCUGCAGGCAAGAAGUCCCCAAAGAGCUCCGCUGCUGCCACAUCGUCUCCCUCUGCUGCAGCAGCUCCACCAAGUCCUGCAGCUCCAGCUGCCCCCACUGCAGCCAAAAAGCCCCCAAAGAGCUCUGCUGCUGCCCCCUCUGCCUCUGCUGCACCAGCCCAAGCUGCAGCCAAAAAGCCCCCCAAGAGCCCUGCUGCUGCCCAGGCUGCUCCCUCUGCUCCUGCCACAGCUCCACCAGCUCCAGCUGCCCCCACUGCAGCCAAAAAGCCCCCAAAGAGCCCCACUGCUGCCCCAUCUGCUCCCCCUGCCCCUGCAGCUCCAGCAUCUUCAGCUGCAGCCAAAGCACCUCCCAAGAGCCCCACUGCCACCCAGUCUAAUUCCUCUGCCCCUGCUGCAGCCAAAGCACCUCCCAAGAACCCCACUGCUGCCACGGCAGCCCCUGCUGCUCCCUCUGCCCACCCUGCAGCUAAGGCAGCUCCUGCCAGCCCGGCAGCCCCUGGCACGCUGCCUCCGGCUCCAGGUGCUGCUGCCUCAGCCCCGGGGGCUCCUGGUGCCCUCCCAAAGCCAGCAGCCGAUCGUGCUGCCCCCCGCACCCCAGAAAACAGAGGCCACCCCUCCUGCCUCUUCUGUGCCGAACGCUGCCCCUGCCAAGAAGCAGCCCCCCACCAAUAAAGGCAGCAAGCAGGCCCCACGUCCAUCCCCAACCAAACCUCCCGUGAAGGCCCCCGUUCCCGCCAGUGCUGCAGUUGAUGACGAUGAUGACCUGCCCCCCCUGAUCCCC
This is a messenger RNA of Lagopus muta (rock ptarmigan), 2928 nucleotides long. It is a transcript of the gene NACA, whose product is annotated as nascent polypeptide associated complex subunit alpha. The record is from RefSeq and is a predicted model, not a curated record. Bases 111 to 2819 code for a protein of 902 amino acids. NCBI's taxonomy places the organism in Eukaryota, Metazoa, Chordata, Aves, Galliformes, Phasianidae. Gene Ontology annotation, biological process: protein targeting to membrane. Gene Ontology annotation, cellular component: nascent polypeptide-associated complex; cytoplasm. The transcript is spliced from 4 exons.